Dreissena polymorpha is the source of this 1132-nucleotide messenger RNA. RefSeq lists its product as uncharacterized. NCBI's taxonomy places the organism in Eukaryota, Metazoa, Mollusca, Bivalvia, Myida, Dreissenidae. The transcript is spliced from 2 exons. The record is from RefSeq and is a predicted model, not a curated record. Bases 156 to 1031 code for a protein of 291 amino acids.
UGAAAAACGGCAGCCUUCAUAUUAAUAUCUGUUACUCGUCGAAGUUCCCGGUGCAGACAUCUUGGAUUAUCGACGAAGGCUUUGUUCCAACUUUUUUGAGCCCGAAAGCUCUUGUGAGUGAGACUAAGCACUCUAAUGGUUCCAUCUCCGCCAGUAUGGAGCUUCCACCGGAAGUCCCUUUGACGCUGCUGCGUUUCCACGUGGCCUGCAAGAAGCAAUCGUUGCUCGUGUAUACGGUACUGUAUGUGUCGCACGGCAUGGCGGACACAUUCGAGGAGAUCAAACAGUUUUCCCUGUACAUGCCGCCCGCGAAUGAGGUUGGAAUCACGCCUGGCGGGGAGGCCCGCUUUCACGCCGUCGUUGACACAUCAGGGACGAAGUAUAAGUUCGGUCUCCUACAAACAGAAUUAUCCGUCUACAGUAAACGCCUGGGCGAAGUUGCCAACAGUUUCUUUACCAACUAUGCAGCAUUCUCGUUUCUACCAACCAACACGUCGAGUCCCAUUGCGCAGAGACAAAUCGUCCAAACGUCUACCGAAUAUCACGCAGACAUUAUCCUCACUUCCAAAGAGCUGUACAAGAACGGCGCAGUGGUCUCGAUACUUGCGGUAUGUGCGAACCCAACGGCGCUCAUUCAGCGCAUGGAUGUUAUGAAGUUGAUGUACCUCCGACCGAUGGGCUCCAGGGAACCAGUCGCGCCAGGCACUCUAGGAUUUAUCGACGAGGAGUAUAACAUCCCUGUGCAACCGUCCGAGCAUGCGCUGGUUCGCUGCAAGCUGGUAGGUAACCCGGUGACGAACAUAACGCUUCACAUGAAGCCGGCACGCGGCGGGGACUAUGUUCCGGUGGACGCCCCGGUGAAGCUGACAGCGAUGGAGUACGAAACGACGGCAGUGUUCCACCUGCUCAACACCAGCAGUAAGGACGCGGGCGGCUAUAUUUGCAAGGCCACGGAUGGAGUGACGGAAGUGCGGACGCGGAACCACGAACUCUCGAUCCUGACAGCGGAUAAGGUGAAAACGGCGGCAUAGAUGAAUAGCCCGUGCGCAUCAUGUUUUACGCAAUACUUAUUACAAACGGUGGACGGUGUUUUUUUGCGGCCAGAGUAUUUAUGUCUUUAUUAAUGUGCAGU